Molecule: messenger RNA, 1554 nt
Organism: Thunnus maccoyii (southern bluefin tuna)
Lineage: Eukaryota; Metazoa; Chordata; Actinopteri; Scombriformes; Scombridae
Gene: nat8l2
Product: N-acetyltransferase 8-like 2
Exons: 2
Coding region: 486-1160 (224 amino acids)
Molecular function (GO): N-acetyltransferase activity
Source: RefSeq, a predicted model, not a curated record
AAACAGGAGUUUGACAUAAAAAUACAAAAUAUGAUGUCACAAGCGAUAACAAAAGGACACUGGAUCAGAACUUAAAAUAUAUAUUUUGAUAUUUUUCAUUUCACUGUGUCCUUAAGUAUGCAGUUGUUGACUAGUCUCUACAAAACACUGUCCUUGGACAGAACAGUCUUGGACGGGGCUUGGUUGGCAAACCCACAGUAUGAUUUCUGACUAAUACUCCAAAUUAAGCCAUGAAGGGCCCAUCUGUGCCAAAAUAUAUCUUAGUUUAUGCAUUAAACCCUGAAUCUGCAUUGCGUAUAUUUGUGUUUUGAGACUGCCUCUGUAAAUAAAUACGAUGUCGAUACCAAAUACCGGAGAGCUGCUCUGUGUAGAUUGACCAGUCAGCUUGAUCUCAGUCACUGUUAGAAACGCCCCUCUGUGGUUUACAACACACUGCAUCCAGUAUCACAGAUCACGCGGGUUGGGAUUUCUAGAAAAAGUUCAUCAUGGUGCAGCUGGUGAUCCGCCGGUACCGUCCCUCAGACAAGGACACAGUUCUGAACUUGUUCAGCAUUGGCAUUCAGGAGCACAUCGGCCCAUGUUUUCACAAUGCCAUGAGCAGCCCUGCCUACCUCACCAUCACCCUGGCUCUGUGUAGUGCUGGCUACCUCCUGGGCUCUGCGUUAGGGGCUGUGUUUUUACCAGGAGUCUGGGUGGCCCUUGUCUACUACUGCUGUCAUGAGCUUUAUGCCAGCUAUGUCAGAGAGAGACUCCGGACAGACAUGCAGGACAUCCCUGGGAACUACCUGAGCAGAUCAGAUGACUGUUUCUGGGUGGCUGAGGCUGAGGUUGAUGGGAGGGCCCAGAUUGUGGGUAUUGUGGCUGUAAUGGCCAAACAAAGCGGGGAGGAAAGGUAUGGGGAACUGUUCAGAAUGAUAAUUUCGCCACUCUGCAGACGUGCUGGCCUGGGCUUCAGGAUGGCUCAGACAGUGGUUGACUUCUGUAAGGAACGAGGCUUCUCCAAGGUGGUGCUGGAGACCAGCUCCACCCAGACCGCUGCUGUGGCACUGUACAAGAAACUGGGGUUCAGCCAUGUCCUCUCACACACCAAAACAGAGGCUCCCUUCUGGAUGGUAACGCUGGCCAAAGUCACUGUUUUAAGAAUGGAAAAACACCUGUAGGCCUGAAACAACCCUCAUCAGUUACUGUAAUGUUCCUCUUGUCAGUUGUUAAAGCCUUUGCAUCAAUAUUACUUGAAUGAGGCAUUAUUUGUAAGCAAUGUCUCACAGACACACUCGCUGCUCUAACUAUGAACAAAAUCUCAGGUAGAACAACAAGGAAGUUCCUUUUGCUUGUACUGUACAUAAGACCAACUUAUCUGAAUGUUUUAAACAGGACAUAGUGCUGGUUUUACAAACUUACUGGACCAAAAUUCACAAUACUGGUGAUUGUAGUGCUGUUUGUAUGUUUUUUAUGACAACUAGUUUAAACUACUGUGAUUUUAUGUCACAAAUUACACUUCACAUGUAACUGUUUUACACAAAAGAAAUAAAAAACACCUGUAAUUGUUUUAAA